AUACGAAAGUGGAAGUUUAUUUUAUCUCCUCGUCUACCAGCAUUGAAUACAUAUAGGAUAGAUCAAUGGCCUCUCAAGGUGAGAUGACGCCUAAAUAUUAUUCGAAACCAGUCUGUCUUGAACCAUCUGAAUAAACGCUACUAGUUAAACUGUCGAUUUAAUAAUUCUCUUCUAUGUUGACAAUUAAAUUAUAAUUUUGUCAAUUAUCACUAAAAUAUGUCAUCAAUAAACCGAAAAGUGUCCUAAUAAACGAUUUUAGUCAAUACUUUUUUAAAAUAAUAGCUAUUAUAAUAACUAUUAAUUUUUGCAAUGUUUAAAAAGUACAAUGUUUAAAAAACGGAUCAAAUUAUACAUCAGUGUAGGUGCACAGAAGAAUAAGUAUCUAAAAGAAUAUUUUCUAUUCAGUUAAAAAAAAUUGCGUAUCAUGUCAAGACUUUAUAAACGACAACUUACACGAAUAUUUUACUUCCUUUUAACAUGUGGAUGUAUUUAUAUAAUUUUGAAAUUCCUUUUCAAAAGUACGAGUGACGAAAAUAUAUCAAUUUCUAAUUUUGAAAAUUUACAACAGUUUAUUAAUCAAGUGGAAGAAAUUAACGAGCAGCGAAUUACAAAAGUGAAGGAAACUUGUGAAAAAUAUAAUUUAGGUUUUUAUAAAAAGGAUGAAAGUUCGUCUCAGUUCAAACACCCACCGGCUCCUCAGUUUACUGUAUUCUAUAUAGAGAGGUCGCACAAUAUUUCCUAUUGUCCAAUAUAUAAAGCGGGCAGUACAACAUGGAUACAUAAUUUAUGUUUGUUAAUGGGUGUUUCCGAAGAUGAACUUUCCGGGGGAAGGGAACAAAUUUCUACGAUAGCGAGAAGAGUAAUUCCUGAAAUGGAAUAUCCAGAAGCCGAAGAGGCUUUGCAAGAGACUAAAAAAUUACUGAUUGUACGUCAUCCUUUCGAAAGAUUAUUAAGUGCCUACAGAGAUAAAUUGGAGAAUUCUGUUGCUGGAAGGGAGCAUGGAACAUUACACUUUUAUGAAAAAUAUGGAAAGAUGAUUGUACAAAAAUAUCGAGAUAAAAAUUUUGCAACAUUUCAAUCGAAUCAAGUAAUAAGAAAGAUAGGCACACCUGCACCCGCAGGUAUUGAACCCACGUGGCGAGAGUUCAUCGACUAUUUGAUUAACACUGAUCUUGGCAGUUAUGCCGACGACCACUGGAUGCCAUAUUAUCUUUAUUGCACUCCAUGUUUGCUUAAUUAUGACUUUAUCGCUAAGGUGGAAACUCUUUGGCAAGAUCAAAUAUUCACUAUUCACAAAUUGAAAUUAGAUAAAAAAAUUAAACCCAACUGGAGGCACAAUAAUGGUCAAUCGAAUGCAUCGAGAAUUUACUUCAGUCAAUUAAACAAAGAUAUGGUUCAAAGGUUAUACAAAAAAUUUCAACUAGAUUUUGAACUAUUUGGCUAUUCUCCUGACGAGUAUUACAAUUACGCUACAUCACAAUUGUAAAUAUGUUACGUAUAAUAAAAUGCCUGUUAAAGAAAAA
Molecule: messenger RNA, 1523 nt
Organism: Leptopilina heterotoma
Lineage: Eukaryota; Metazoa; Arthropoda; Insecta; Hymenoptera; Figitidae
Product: carbohydrate sulfotransferase 9-like
Exons: 7
Coding region: 425-1486 (353 amino acids)
Biological process (GO): carbohydrate biosynthetic process
Cellular component (GO): membrane
Molecular function (GO): sulfotransferase activity
Source: RefSeq, a predicted model, not a curated record